This is a messenger RNA of Loxodonta africana (African savanna elephant), 4284 nucleotides long. RefSeq names its product EF-hand calcium binding domain 8 (gene EFCAB8). The coding region runs from base 1 to 3666 and encodes 1221 amino acids. Lineage: Eukaryota; Metazoa; Chordata; Mammalia; Proboscidea; Elephantidae. Gene Ontology annotation, molecular function: calcium ion binding; protein binding. The transcript has 26 exons. The record is from RefSeq and is a predicted model, not a curated record.
AUGAUGCUGCAAGUUCUUUCUGGACCUCUGGCAAAGGGAGUGACCCGCGAAGGCCGUCGCUACCAUGGGAUCUGCAAGGCUCGCGUGUCGUCGUCGUACACCCAAGAUGGAUCCCAGAGGAGCAAGGAGGUCCUUAGCUCCCCGACGCCAUCUACCGCCCCUGACCAGAUAACCGACUUCAAACACGGGUUUGAGCUCUUUGCUGAGCUACAGCUGUCAGAGAUGGAGAAAAUAUUUGAGGAUGCUGCUGACGUGACUGGAGCUCUGAACAUGAAGGCUUUUCUUAAGACCAUGAAGAAGGCUCUGAGCAAUGUGUCAGAGGAGGUGCUAGAGGCGAUAUUUUUGAAGGUGGACUCAGACUGUAGUGGCUUCGUCACCUGGCAGAAGUACGUGGAUUACUUGGUGCGUGAGUUCCGGGGAAAGGAGGCGAUGAGGAGGAGCCAGUACCGCCUGCGCUUCCACCUUCCUAUGCGGAUCAUCCCCCAGAAUCAUGGUUGUGAAAUUGUGAAGGUGGAGUAUUUAAUCCAUCGAUUCAAGAAGAUGGGCCAUUUCCUGACUGUCACCAAAAACGGAACCCUACAGUUCUGGUCUGAGUCCUUCUUGCUGCUGAGUUCCUUUAGGCUUAACCAGAUCCAGCGACCCUACAACCAGCAGAUGUGGGUCAUUGACAUGGUGUGUCUCCACAACAUGGACCUGAUUGCCAUUGCGUCUGCUGACCAGAAGAUAGAGUUCUUUGAUAUUAGUAACCACAAAUGUGACCGGGCCUUCACCUUCAUCGAGCUGGAUAGCUGUGUUCUGGUCAUGGACUACUGGUCUGACUAUCACAGAGGUGUGUUCUGCUAUGGAGAUACCAAGGGCAACAUCUUCAUUUUCAUCUCCGACAACAUGGCGAAUGGGCUGUUCAACCCCCGCAUCCUCCCCAGGACAUCCAAAUGGGAUCAUUGGAUCGCAGUUUCUAUGCAGAAGCUCUUAAAUGAGAAGUCCACUUCACAUAAAAGUUACCGACUAAAGGCUGUCCAUCCCAACUGGUGCCAACAGAUCAAGUUCAUUCCUCAGCUGAAUCUGGUGGCCUCCUGUUCAGCCACUGAGAAGUCCUCCCUGGUGCUGUCAGUAUUGCCAUCCAAAACCCCUGACAACCUCAAGUCACCUGUGCUGAAUUUAAGGAGAGGGAUUCUUUGCUUCGAUUACUUCCCAGACAAAAACUUCCUGGUGACUGGUGGCUAUGACCCCCUCAUCCGCCUGUGGAACCCCUUGUUCUCGACAAAGCCUGUGUGGCUGAUGAAGGGUCAUCAGACCUCAGUGACGCACAUCCUUGUGAGCAACACGAACUACAGCAUCCUCAUCAGCAUCUCCAAGGACAAGAAUAUCCGUGUGUGGGACAUGCAGGACUACGUGUGCCUCCAGUCCUUCUGCGGGAAGCUCUUUGCCCUGGGGAACUGCCCCAUCACCAGUGCCUACUUCCACAAGGACGACACGCUCGUCUGCAGCACCUAUUCAAUUGGAAUCUUAAAUGGGUACUUGGAGUCCCAGGGGCCUGAGAAAACAGGGGAGAAGACCACAACUCACAGAUCCCCGCUGUGUGCUGUCCUCUACAGCAAGACCUUUAAACAGGUGGUGAGUGGCAGCCUGAAGGGCAUGGUGAGUGUGUGGGAGGUCAUGACAGGCAGGAAUAUGAUGGAGUUCUCUGUGGUGAAUGCCCGUCACGUGGAGCUGACCGCCAUGGCCCUGGACGAGUCCGAGCGGUGCCUGCUCACGGGGUUGCGUGAUGGCACAAUUAAGAUGUGGAACUACAACAAUGGCGAGUGCCUGCGGACCUUCCCCAAAACGGACCAGCUGGAGAUUAGUGGGAUUAUCCAUAUGAGCCAAGUGUUCUACGUGACAGGAUGGAGUAAGAGAAUCACUUUUAUGAGGUUCCAUAAGACCAGGCCGGUGCUUGUGUGCCACCAUUGGCAGACCUUCCACACGGAGGAUGUCCUGAGCAUGGCCAGGUACCAGAACCAGUUCCUCGGGACCUCCUCCUACAAUGGGGACAUCCUCUUCUGGAACGUCAACUGGUUCAAGCCCAUCUUGAAGUUCAAUGCCGCUGAGAGCCCUUUGCCUUUGCCACCCAAGAAGGUGCAGGGAACGGACGACUGCCCUUCUGAGAACUACAGGGCCAGCAAGCCCUGUGUGGAGCAGCAGCAGUGGGCAUACAAGGCCUCCCCACAGCACAUUGGCAGGACUGUGGGCAAUGCCAUCCUGCGGUGGAGCCUGACAUCGGCCCCUCCGGCGAUGAGACACUUGAGAGAAAAGCAGCAUGAUAGACACAGGCCCCCACAGAAACCUGUCAGUGCUGACAGCUCCAGGAAACCAAAAGUCUUUCAUGAUAAACAGCUAUUUUCCGGAGAGACUGAAAAGAGAAAAACGGAACCCCGGAAGAAGAUGGUACCUACCAAUACAUCUGUGGAGAAGAUCCUCUUCCUGCAAACCAGACCUCGCCUGCCACACACGGCUGCCCUGCUGAGCAGCUGCAUUGAUGGCUACAUCUACGCCUGGUCCGUUCAUGGGAAUGGAGGCCUGCUGGGGAAGUUCCCUGUGGAUUUCCAAGACACAGGAGAUGUGGUUGUGGGCGCCAUGGCCACUGACGAACAUGACUGGAUUCUUGUCACGGGGGAUUGCAGAGGACGCAUUAAGAUCUGGGACAUCAAAGAUUACUGCAUAUCCACUGACCCUCGGCUGUCCCGAAGCAGUGGGGGAAAGGCUGUCUCUGAAACAGAGAACAAAUUCCAGCUCUUAAUUCCUAAGCAGUUCUGGGUCAGCCCCUCCAAAUACGUGUCCUUGGAGGAGAAGCAGGUUGUGGAUGGCCAGACCAUUUCUCUGACUCCCCCCACGCUACUGAUUACCUGGAAGGGCCAUUUGGAGAGUGUGGAAGACAUCCUGUAUGUGGACAGCUUCCAGCUGGUUAUCAGUGCUGGUCUGGACCAGAACGUCAAGGCUUGGAAACUCUAUGGCGAUGCUGUUGGGACGUUUGGCUUGAGUGUUUGGAGUAGACUGCAGGAUGCCACGCUGGGUAGUGAGCACGAACAAGAUGAGAUGGCUGCCUCCAAGGAUGCCAUUCCGAAGGUCUCCAAGCUGGAGUUUCAGGAGGAGCGGGAUCUUGCUGAGGCCCUGGCCUACCAGCGGCGGGAGCAGGUGGUACUGAUGAACUUCCUGCAUGGGAAGGAAGACACAGAGGCUGAGGCCUGGGCCAAGCUGCAGAGGAUGGCCAUGAUGUCACCUUGGGCUAGAGAGCACUCCCCAGAAGACAUCGAGAACAGCUGGCGCAACUGGGAGUCCAAGGAUAAGCAGGUGAGCAAAGUCUUGGGAACUGCAUAUAAGCCCAAGGAACGGUUGCGGAGUCCCGAGCUUCUGUCCACCGAUAUGCAGUAUGCCUGCAUAAAGCAGCAGAUCUCACCUCCAAUCUACCAAAGCUUGCACUUCAAUGACCUGAUGCCUACCAAGCAGCCUGACUUCUCCACGGUAUUCGGAGACCAGCCGGGCCAGCGUGUUUCCAUGAUGCCCUACCACCUUGGAAAGGGCCUGGAGCACAACAGGGAGCAGACUGUGCCCAAUCUCUGCACCAGCAUGCCAGCGGCCACCUCCCUGCCUCCGUCUCACUCUCUCCCUCAGCCUCGGCCACCUCCCUAAGGCUCCGGUCCUCGCUGAGGCCCUGGUCAGCCAUCGUGGCCCAGCCCACCCCUUCAGUUCUGUCCCAGGAGUCUAAGUCCAUCUCACAAAGGUCAGGGACCCCUGUUUCCGUCGCCUCUGCCCUUGAGCAUCACUCAGAGCCUCCAAAGGCCUCCCUUGUGUCCUCUGUGAAGAAGGGCUUCCACAUGAGGUUCUGAGGUGCCCACCGCUUCUCUCCAGUCCUGCAGCAGGAUGGUCAGGCUCACGGGGUCUUGCCAUCGCUGGUGACACCCUGCCAGGCCCGGGGGGGGGGGCUUCCCUUGCUGCCCUCUGGCUGCUUCUCUGUGAAGCUGACUUGUCUUCUUUCUGGCUCCUUGCCAGAAAUUAGGAAAAAUAAAUAAAUUUUUUCAUAUGUUGGAGUCCCACAGGCAGUAAGAUUGGGGUGUAUGUCCAGGGCAGAGAGCCUAAGUCUCAGAGACCAGGUCACAUUGCCCUGGCAAGGCCCUGGGCAGGACGCAGAGAGGACAGUCCCUCCCCCAGGAGACCUGGGUGCACUGUUUGCAGGCAACAGGCUGUAGGUCCAGGGCAGGGGCUUCGAGGCCCCAUGGUGAUGUGGAACGUGGGCCACGCUGCUGGGGC